Messenger RNA from Musa acuminata subsp. malaccensis (wild Malaysian banana), 871 nucleotides. RefSeq names its product GATA transcription factor 18-like. Gene Ontology annotation, biological process: regulation of DNA-templated transcription. The record is from RefSeq and is a predicted model, not a curated record. NCBI's taxonomy places the organism in Eukaryota, Viridiplantae, Streptophyta, Magnoliopsida, Zingiberales, Musaceae. Gene Ontology annotation, molecular function: sequence-specific DNA binding; zinc ion binding.
GAGAUUCCUUGCAUUCAGGUACUCCCUCUCUUCACUGUAGGAGGUAUGCAACAACUCCCCAUCUCCCUCUUCAAAUGUUCCAUCAAGAUCAACAUCACCAAGUUCAACUAUCAAAUGUCCAUCAUCAGCAGCAUCAUCAUCAUUCUCAUCGAGGACAAGAAUGGGUCAGAUAUCUGCACUUGUCUCCAACGUACUGCUCGUCGCAGCCCAAUGAUCCCCUGCUGAUGACCGGAUCAGGCACAAGCAGCAACGACGAACUCGUCAGAGAAGCCGAGCAUGAAUCGAGCCUGCGGUGGACGAGGAAGACGGUGGCUUCAGAUGAACCUGCCGCAGGUAGACCAGGAAGAGUCUCACGAACUCCUCACCAUGACAGCUGUAGCAGCAGCUCACCUGGUGGUGUCAUCAGAUUCUGCUCGGACUGCAGCACUACGAAGACUCCCUUGUGGAGAAGCGGACCUCAGGGUCCCAAGUCUCUUUGUAAUGCCUGCGGGAUAAGGCGGAGGAAGGCGCGACGUGCCAUGGCGCCCGAAGCAGCAGCAGCAGCAGUAGGAAGUGAUGGAAGAAGAAUCCCGGCAGAUAGACCUACAAAAGCUCUCAAACAGAAGAAGAAGAAGAAGAAGAUUCGAUUCGACGACGAUAAGAGCUCAGCUUUCCAUCAGGUCUUCCCCCAGGAUGAAAAGGAUGCAGCCAUCUUGUUGAUGGCUCUCUCCUGUGGCCUCAUCCAUGGUUGAGUCCCCUCCUAUCUCCUGACACAGUAUCAAGGUGUAAUCUUCCAUCUGCUGCUUUAAUGUUCAUCUGUUAUCAAGUUGGGAAUAUCCAUUCUUCAGUACUCCAACCACUGGACUUGCAACUUCGAACACAAAAUUAUUGU